Messenger RNA from Scatophagus argus, 1289 nucleotides. It is a transcript of the gene ptrh2, whose product is annotated as peptidyl-tRNA hydrolase 2. Gene Ontology annotation, cellular component: mitochondrion; cytosol. The record is from RefSeq and is a predicted model, not a curated record. The transcript is spliced from 3 exons. NCBI's taxonomy places the organism in Eukaryota, Metazoa, Chordata, Actinopteri, Scatophagidae. Gene Ontology annotation, molecular function: peptidyl-tRNA hydrolase activity. Gene Ontology annotation, biological process: positive regulation of anoikis; negative regulation of anoikis. The coding region runs from base 59 to 691 and encodes 210 amino acids.
GGCCUCAGGUUUCAGAUUGUUUCUGAAACUAAACUUACCUGGACAAGUAAAAGGACAAAUGCCUGUGGUUUUCUGUGGUCGUGCGUGUGUGACGUCAUCACAAAGCGCCCAUAAGGAAAGUAGAAGAAGCUUAAUUCAUGCUCAGCAGGUCGAACAACCCGGCAGGUUUAACAGCAUGGAUUUGCUAUAUGGUCCUUUGGGCUUGGGCGUAGUUGCAGGACUGGGCUGUGGGCUCUUCCUUGGCUGGCACUUUCGGGCUCGCUUUGGCCCAACAUCCAAAAGUUUAAUGGCGGCAAUGGGGAACGGCACUGGUGAAGCAAGUGUAAUGGGAGAGGGAGGCGAGUUCAAGAUGAUACUAGUGGUCCGAAACGACCUGAAGAUGGGAAAAGGUAAAGUCGCUGCCCAGUGCUCCCAUGCUGCUGUGUCAGCUUACAAACAAGUUCAGCGCAGAAACCCCGAGCUUCUCAAACAGUGGGAAUACUGCGGUCAGCCCAAGGUGGUGGUGAAGGCCCCUGAUGAGAACACCCUGAUUGAUCUGCUGGGUCAUGCCAAAGAAGUAGGACUUCCUGUUAGCCUGAUUCAGGAUGCAGGAAGGACACAGAUCGCACCUGGAUCACGCACUGUGCUGGGUAUCGGUCCAGGCCCAGCUGAUCUGGUUGACAGCGUCACUGGAGACUUGAAGCUUUAUUAGUAGUUCCUGUUUGCAUCUGUAGGACUUGCAUAGAAUUUAAACUAUUUGAAAUAUAAAUGUUGGGUUACCAUGUCUUUAUAUUUUUUAUAAAAUGAUUGACUCAGUUACAUGUUAAGUACUUGAACUUUUUUUUUUCUUUGCAGUUUUGUGCACUUAUGUCUAUCACUUUGGAAAUCAGUUGACCCUUGAAUAGCAGCAAUAACAGCUUGAUGUGUAUUGCUUUACUGUGAGACUGGCAAAAACACAACAAACACUGUUCAUGUUGGUGCUCCACACUAACCAGUCUGCUGAGGCCUGUCAGUGAAGACAUAAUGCUCAGAGGAAAGUGAUGGAAAUUAUUGUCGAUCUCAUUAAGGUCAAAGUUCUGUAAAAUAAAAGUAGACCUUUUUAGGCACAGAAAGCUUGUGCUACUACUAACAACUUCAGUUAAAUGUUUCAGUAAGGCAUGACAAUGACUCAGCAUACAAAACAGCAGUGCCUUGGUAUUUUUUCAUAUAAAUGGAAUGCAUUAAUGUUAUUGAUUACACCUGUGCUUUUCCUGCUGUGAAAAUGGUUUAUACUGUCAACCCAAAAUUAAAUUCUAAUCUCAUAAAAUGAA